Chrysemys picta bellii (western painted turtle) is the source of this 4178-nucleotide messenger RNA. The record is from RefSeq and is a predicted model, not a curated record. NCBI's taxonomy places the organism in Eukaryota, Metazoa, Chordata, Testudines, Emydidae.
UUGGGCAGCAACCUGUCAGAACUGGACCGACUGCUCCUAGAACUGAACACUGUUCAGCACAAUCCCCCUAGUGGCUUCCCAACAGAUGAAGCCAGCAGGAGCCCCUCCCUGCCCAGUGGGACUGGACCUCACUAUGUUGCCCCAGAGAGCACUAGCUCUUUGGGGGUGAAGGCAGCACCCCCUACAAAAGAGAAGCCAAAGCGGAACGGAGGGCGUGGGAUUGAGGAUGUGCGUCCCAGUGUGGAGAGCCUUUUGGAUGAACUGGAGAGCUCUGUGCCAAGUCCAGUCCCUGCCAUCACUGUGAACCAGAGUGAGGUGAGCAGCCCACAGCGGGUCACCUCCAGCCAGCAGCAGACUCGCAUAUCUGCUUCUUCAGCCACAAGAGAACUGGAUGAGCUGAUGGCAUCUCUCUCGGACUUCAAGGCUGUUAUAAAAUCUGUAAUUGAGAGGACAAAAGAGAUUAACGUGCACCCAAUGUAUCGUGAGCGCUCACCGAGGCGGAAAGUAGGGCCAGUCAUAUUUCAUAAGACUGUGUCCCAGGAUCGCUUGAUUGAAGAGCUGCAAGACAGAUUGGGAAUCAGCAAACAGGAAGAGGAGGAAUGGAAAAGCCAGGAAGACUGGCUGACUGAGGGGGUCAUUGUCACCGCCAGGCCACAAAGGAAGCAGCAGGAUGGUGGACAGCAAGUACAGAAGAUUAUAAUUCCUCCAGAAUCCCCCCUGCCCAUGAGAAGAACAGUCUCUGUGCCAGCUUCUCCCCCACUCCAGCGUCCCAAAGAAGCUGCCAAGAUUUUCCCUGCCAAAGCUUCUUCCUCUUCUCACCCUAUUCCCUCUCCGCUUCCUCCACCCCCUCCUCCAUACCCGCCACAACCUUCCUAUGUACCCUCUGCUGCUGCUCCUAGUCCAGUCUCCUGCUCCUUCAGCUUGCCUCCCCAGCCUCUGUUCCAGUGGGAGACUUCUUCUGAUGACUACCAGGAACUCUCUGGGGUGGGCACUCCUCCCUCUGAAGAUCAUAGAUUCCUCCAUUCUCCCCAAGCCCUGACUGAGCCAGUGGUAGCGUCUUCUCCUGCCAAGACACUAUCUUCUGUUGGCUGUCAGACUGAUGAAGAUCCAUUCUUCCCACCGAUGCAGGCAUGCUUUUCCUUGUGCUCUUCAUUGAACAGAGCAAUUACAAGUCUGAAUCCAGCACUUCCUGGCCUGUUGGCUCUCUCAUACGCAAGCCAGUGCAGUAUAGCGUCAAUCUCCACAAGCACCAAUCCAUCAAGGAGGCUCCUCUGCAUCAUGAAUUGUUGUCAUACUUUGCAGGUGAUCCCUACUCCGCCGCUGGUCCGACGUACCAAUCCACUUGCUGCUCGGCCACCCCUCGCGCCGCCCACCCAUGAGAAGUUCAUGGCCCAGGGGAAAGCUGGGGGCAGCUCCCCUCCGUCUGCACCCCCAAAACCUGGCAGCCAGUUGGACAGUAUGUUGGGAAGCCUCCAGUCUGACCUGAACAAACUGGGAGUAGCUACCGUUGCCAAAGGUGUUUGUGGAGCCUGCAAGAAACCAAUUGCUGGACAGGUCGUCACAGCCAUGGGGAAAACCUGGCACCCAGAGCACUUCGUUUGCACCCACUGCCAGGAGGAAAUUGGGUCACGCAACUUUUUUGAACGUGAUGGUCAGCCCUACUGUGAGAAGGACUAUCAUAAUCUCUUCUCCCCUCGCUGCUACUACUGCAACGGGCCCAUCCUCGACAAAGUGGUGACAGCCCUGGACAGGACAUGGCACCCAGAACACUUCUUUUGUGCGCAGUGUGGCGCUUUCUUUGGACCUGAAGGGUUUCAUGAGAAGGAUGGCAAAGCCUAUUGCCGCAAGGAUUACUUCGACAUGUUCGCUCCGAAGUGUGGGGGCUGCGCCCGGGCCAUCCUGGAAAAUUACAUCUCUGCCUUGAAUACCCUAUGGCACCCUGAGUGCUUUGUCUGUCGGGUAAGAGAGCCUGUGCUGCCCACUGGCACCGAACGCCGCGGCUCGCUGUGUUCCGGCUGCCAGAAGCCCAUCACGGGACGCUGCAUCACCGCCAUGGCCAAGAAAUUUCACCCAGAACACUUUGUCUGUGCCUUCUGCCUCAAGCAGCUCAACAAAGGAACCUUCAAGGAACAGAAUGACAAGCCCUACUGUCAGAACUGCUUCCUCAAACUCUUCUGCUAGACUCAUCCUAGCUGGGAACGGAGCAUCUUUCUGCCACCUCACUAGGCAGCCGAGUCUCUCUGAGCAUUACUGUGAUUUAGAAACCUUGCCGGGGGAGGGGGGAGACGGGGAAGGGGGGUGCUAAGUGCUGCUCCAGAAAGACGAGCUGGACCAUUAAACUGAAAAUGCCCAUGCUGUGUUUCAGUGGGGAGAUGCUGAGCCCCAUCAUUAAAGUGUUGUAUGAUUGUUGACAGCCGAGAGGAGCCUGAAGUGCUAGCGAGGAGAUGCCUUUCUCAAGGAGAGGGCUGGAUAAAGCCUUGAGUCAGCUCUCCCUGAGCCAACAUGUGACACUUCCAAGCAAAACGUCCUUGGCUUUGGUGACACUUCUCUCUCGCUGGGGCAGUUAAGUGCUGUGUGACCCAAGCAGUAGCUCUGCUGCUGCACAGCAAGGGCCAUGCUCUGACCUCUGCAUUGCCCGGGCUGUGCACGGUCGAGUCCUGGGGCACACGGGAUUUACUACGAUUACAGCAGCAGCCCCAGAAGCUGUAAAGACCCUGCAGUGGAGUCUUUCCAGUUCAGUAACACUGCAGGGAAUUGAUGCCGCUUAUUUUUUAGAAAGGGGAAGUAGGGGGCUACUCUGUUUUUCUAGCUUGUGAUUCUCUCCUGCUCCUGAAUGGAGUGUCCCAUUUUGUGCUGGACACCCCCAACUCCCCAGUAGUGGGUAGGGCAAAUGCUCCUAAUUCUGCUGCUCCUCGGAGAGGAGGAGGAGACUGGCACCAAUUAAUUUUAAAAGAAAAUGCAGAGAAAUUUGAGGGCCCAGCCCUCCCCUCUGAGCGAAUGUGGCUUAUGCUGUGUGUCUGGCCUGCAUUUUACUAAGGGAAGGGCCUGAAAAGCCUCUCUAGGUUUUUUUAAAAAGCAAGGACAAAGUAAAGCUAUAGACUUCGUAUUCCUUGUUCAUCUUCUUCUCUGCUCUUUGCUAAUCAGGCCGGCAGUCCCUCUUCUUUGAUACUGUCCUGUUCCUUGCUCUUGAGAAACACGUUCUACUGAGACUCUCUAGAGCAAUAACCUUUGAUAUUGACUGUUACUGGUCUAACAAGUCCCCGAGGUCUGGUGUAUCUGACCCUUGGAGUUUUGCUAUGGAACUGAAUACUGUAUGCUUUGAUAAAAACUGUAGAUUUCUACACUGAGGUUUGAGUUCAGAACUAAUUUACUUUUAAUCCUCUUCUACAGAAAUUGGUUUUGAAGUGAUUUUAAGAAAGCUACUUUUAUAUCUCACACUGUGUUGUUCUAGGCAGGGUACCAGUUGUGCUGGUUACUGCAUCUGUAACCUCAAUGCUUGGGUCGAACAAACUAUUAACAUGAAGUAUUUUCUUUUUAUUGGGGGUUGGGAGGGCUCUGGGUUUUGCAGGGGAAGGGAAUGUGACUGGUAUUGUUUUCUAGCACAAGCAGGUGAGCUGUGAAUAGCUCUUUUAAUUAUCUCAGAUCACCUGGAAAGUUUAUUUUGUAACCUGUAAACUGCUGUAUUUGACUUACCUGCCUUUCUCCAAAGCCCGACUUCCAGGGUAACAAAAAGUGAGUCUUAAUUCAGUGCCACAUGAUGCAGAGAUGGAGAACCCAAAGUCCACCUUCAUAGUUUUAUUCCUCUUCAACCAUCAGAAAUGAGAGCAGAGGGUUAACUCGGGAAGGGGAGUUCUCCCCUUAGGUAGGAAGGAUGGUCCUGGGACUGAAAAAAAGGGCUGGGAGUCAGGAGAUCUGGAAUCUGUGCUUGAUUCUGCCACAGACUUGCCGUGUAACCUUAGGCCAGUCACUUAGCCAUUCUGUGCCUCAGUUUCCCCAUCUGCAAAAUGGGGCAAUAUUCCCGCCUUGUAGGAUUUUGAGGUUUAGUUCAUAUUUGUCAAAGGCACUUUCAGAUCUUGAGAAGGAGGGUGAUGUAGAAGGACAAAGGAUUGUGUUAGAAACAACCCUACAGUGUUCUACACUAAUGGUGAAAGUGGUGCAGUGAGAAGAGGGUUUUAAAA